CUCAGAUACCUAGGUCAGCGGAUGAUACAUCAGAAAGAAGUUUGCGAGCAAGACAUGAAAACAGAACUUUGCCGAUGUCUAACAACACCUCAGUUGACUCUCCUGGGUGUAGGAAAUACAAUUGGUGUUGGAAUUUAUGUUAUGCUUGGGGUUAUGGCUAAAGAAAAUGCAGGUAUGAAUUUUAAAAAAAAAAGUAUUAGUUAAAACUGUCAAUAAGUUCUGUUUGUUAACAUCAUUCAGAAUCUCAUUCAUGUUACCGGUACACGAAAGACUUGGUCCAGUGUAAAGCAAUUAAGGACUCAAAGAUGUAGAAAUUCAUUUGUUCCCCAAUCUGUCAGAAUUUAACAGCAUCCUUCCCCAUUAGGACAUCAGAAUGUUGUGAGCAUGCUAAAAUAGCAUGGAUACAAGCCUAUAAAAGCACCCAAUCAACAUAUUAUGUUAAAAAAAUAAAAUAAUCCCUCUCAAUUUUGAUAUUGGAAUGAUAGAAAUGAUGUGUGAUGAUGAAGUAUAGAUGGGUUGUUUUUUUUUUACACUUACGAAUACUUUAAAAUGUCUUGUAUUAAAAUUUUCCUAACUUAAAAUUGUUACCUUAAUCUGAAUGCCUACUGUUUGUAUUUUAACUUUAUAGGCUGAAAAUGAAAUUGUAUCAUGUACAAACCAUUUUCAUUCACUCAGAUCAAUAAUAGAAUCUUAUUGCAGACUUGUUUACCCUCAAACUCUUAAAAUCGUACCAUAUCAUCACAAAAUUGUUCAAUACAUUAUCUUAACAGCUUAAUAGUAAAAAAUAAACAUACAAUAUAUAUAAUGUAUACACCUCAAAAUCGUACAUUGUUCGCCAAAAUCAUAAAAGUAAACAGGUCUGUUAUUGUCCUAUCUUCUGAUCUUAUCAGUUUCAAAUAAUAAAGGCAUUGUAAAUUUGCAGGUCCAGCUGUGGUGUUUUCCUUUGUGGCUGCCAUUUUUGUGACACUGAUGAAUGCCCUUGUGUUUGCUGAAUUUGCCACCUACAUUCCCCAAACUGGAGCUUCUUAUGUUUAUAUUUACAAGGUACAAGCAUAGAAUAAUAUGAUCAUCAUUUUUAAAAAAAGCAAUUUGUACAAAGGAAUGCUGUUCUCAGAGAUCUUUAACAAAAAUAAAAAUUUUUUAAGAGAAGUUGCAUGGGGAAAAUGUAAAAUUUUAGAUUUAUUUUAUUUUAGUGUUUUUGAUUCAAUUUCUCCCAUACAAAACUAAUUUUCAUUCGAACAACAUUCCUUCUUACAAAUUGGUUUCAUAUAAAUUUCCAGAUACAGAUGAUCAUAUAAUUGAGUUAUUCUUGUAAAGCUUCAACAGUCUAAGGGCGUCCAUAUAUUUUUGUGAGAAAAGAGCCUGUAAAUCUAAUUUUAAAAAAAAAUCUUGUACCCUUACACAACAUAAGCAAUGCUGGUGUCAAGUGCAUUGUCUUGAACCCUGUCAGUGAGAAAGUACAGACAAAGUAAAGUCUUGUCCAGGUAACUGAACACUAUGCCAUGAGGUCGUUUAGCUUGUCAAACCAGCCAACAAACAAGUAGGCCUAUAGCAAUCUUCAGGCUAGAGCUGUUAAAGUAAAGUGGGAUUUGGUUGUUUUUUUCCCCCCAGGUUUUUGGAGAGUUUGCGGCAUUUCUUUGUGGUUGGGUGAUGAUAACAAGUAAGCAUUUUCCAUAUUUAUUAAGUGAUUUUUAAAAAAACAACAACAUUAUUUCUGAAAAAUGAAUAUGCCUUUUUUAGUGGAAUCUUUUGGCAGCAGGAUUAAAUUAAUUGUAUGGUAUUGUCUCUAUUUCAUUAAAAAAAUCUCCAGUUUAUCAAUUUAAUUCGAUGCAAGUGAAUUAAUGUAAUUGAAUAAUUAAACAAUUUUGUUACUUAUAUUAUUCGGUCUGCAUUGGUCUCUAAAAUAAAUAUUGAGUUUUUUUAUACAGUUUAAAAAAAAAAAAAAAUUUUGUUUGGUGAACAGUAUAUACAAAAAUAGAAAUUGUAUUUCAUCUUAAUUUCAAUCUAUUUCUAGCGUAUGCUUUCUCCAGUUCAGUUGGAGCGCGAGCUUGGAGUGGGAUGUUGGACUCAUUCUUUAACCAUUCUGUUCAGGUUCGUGCGUGUCUGUCUUACAUUUAUUUCCUUUAUUUAUAGACACUUGUGUCUAAACUGGUAAGUCUAGAUCUGUAGUUUUUAUGUCAUUGUAGAGUUAUUCUCUUUAUAUUUUGGUUACACUUGACUACUGUUUUUUUGGAACAGAUAAUAUCUUUGGGAGUCUUCAUUAAUUUAAUGACAAGGAGUAAGAGUAAAUUGUGUCACUGAACCUAAAAUGCAUUAUUGACACUAUUUUGUAUCGUUGACCCUAAAUUGUAUAACUGACCCUAAAUUGUAUAACUGACCCUAAAUUGUAUAACUGACCCUAAAUUGUAUAACUGACCCUAAAUUGUAUAACUGACCCUAAAUUGUAUAACUGACCCUAAAUUGUAUAACUGACCCUAAAUUGUAUAACUGACCCUAAAUUGUAUAACUGACCCUAAAUUGUAUAACUGACCCUAAAUUGUAUAACUGACCCUAAAUUGUAUAACUGACCCUAAAUUGUAUAACUGACCCUAAAUUGUAUAACUGACCCUAAAUUGUAUAACUGACCCUAAAUUGUAUAACUGACCAUAAAUUGUAUAACUGACCCUAAAUUGUAUAACUGACCCUAAAUUGUAUAACUGAAUCUAAAUUGUAUAACUGAAUCUAAAUUGUAUAACUGAAUCUAAAUUGUAUAACUGAAUCUAAAUUGUAUAACUGAAACUAAAUUGCACAACUGACACUAAACUGUAUAAGUGAGCAUAAAUGUUGUCAUCUUUUAAAGAGGCGGUUGUAGCUCCACUGCUAAAGAAGGUGAAUCUCGACCCAAAUGUAUUGGAAAAUUAUCGCCCCGUCUCCAAUCUACCAUUUGUAUAGAAGAUUUUGGAGAAAGUCGAUCUCUGCCAGCUCCUGAAUCACCUCACUCAGUGCGACUUGUUUGAGCCUUUCCAGUCAGCAUACAGGGCACAUUAGUCUACCAUCACUGUAUCACUCUGAAAGCAAUCUGUCAUCGAAUUCGGAGUACCCCAGGGCUCGGUCCAAGGCCCGGUGCUUUUCACUAUGUAUGUUCAGCCCCUGGGUGCAGUUAUCAAGCAGUUUGAUAUGCUAUAUCACAUGUUCGUGGAUGAUACCCAACUUCUGUGCUCCCCUCUCAGUUCCCUCGGCUUCUUAGUAUGACACAGAAGACAGUGGAGUCAGUUAAGCACUGGAUGACUAUAAACAAGCUUAAAUUGAACAAUGAAAAGACUGAGCUGAUCCCCAUUGCUACCGCUCAAAAGCUGAAAUAUAUAACACACAAACCCUUACUCUCUCAGGUAUACAGAUAGAGUUUGCUCAAACAGUGCGAAACCUGUUUACUUAAACAGAACACCAACUAUGGAAAAUCACAUUAACAUGCUUUGCAAGGUGAUUUUUCUAGAGCUGCGCAGAAUUAGUCACAUCAGACCUUUCUUAACAUUAGACGCAUCGAAGAGGCUUAUGUCUGCAUUCGUGCUAUCACGCAUGGACUAUUGCAAUGCUCUUAUAGUGGGUCUUCCAGCUACGCUCCUGGAUAAAAUUAAAAAAGCGCAGAAUAAUGCGGCUCGAAUUGUUCUUCGAAAACGCAAAUUCGACCAUGCUAAAACACUUCUGAGAGAGUUGCAUUGGCUGCCAGUCCGCACUCGCAUAGAGUAUAAAAUUGCAACUCUGCGCUACCGCUGCCUGCAUGAUCCUGUACCGUCCUAUCUCAAAGCGCUACUUACGUCUUAUGUACCUACUAGACAACUCUGCUCAUCUGAUAGUGGCAAACACGUGUUCGCCGUGAGACUUACGAGGGGCGCACUUUCGCAUUUGCUGGCCCAACAAUUUGGAACACUCUUCCUAUCGCUAUCAGAAACAGCCAGACACUGGAGUCUUUCAAAACUGAUUUGAAGACUUAUCUUUUUCGCAAACACCUGCUGGGGUGAUGUUGUCUAUCUAGCUAUUAUCUUUUAGAUAUAUAUUGGCCUGUGUUGUUUAUGGUUGCAAGGUAUGAAAGUCUUAGAAUGGGUAUUCUUGUAUUUACUUUUGUAACAUUGAAUUUUGUACUUCAAUGUGGUAUGUACCGCGCUUUGAGCCUUUGGGGAUGAAACGUGAUUUUUAAAUAAUCUUUAUUAUUAUUUAUUAUUAUUAAGUAUUCAGCCAAUUAGAAUUCAGCUAAUUUUGUAAUUUCACCUAAUCGACUCCGUCCUCAAAAUUCUAGAUUUUAAAUUUUCUUUGAAAAUGUCUGGUUUAAUCUUGGAAAUCUUAGCAUUCCUCUAGGCAGUUUUUUUUGUUCCUUCAGAGUAUAUAUGUUUCAGAUGAUAAAUAUUUCUCUUGCCUGCAGGAACACACUGAUAAAAUUUUUGGGAAGAUACAGUUUGGGAUGCCCUUUGCUGAAUCCUUGGACGUCCUGGCCUUCAUCUUUCAGAUAGGCAUCGUCAUCAUCGUAUCCUGCAACAUUCUCUGCUCAUCCAUCAUCAACACAAUUCUCGGGGUUCUCACCUCCUCUGUGCUUGUAUUUGUUUUUGUCAUGGGUCUUGUGUAUGGGGACGCUGAAAACUUUAAGAAUACAGAUCAUGGAGGAUUUUUCCCAUUUGGCAUUGCCGGAGUGGUGAAGGGGACAUCCCUGGCUCUGUAUGCUACGAGUGGAUUCGAGGUCAUUUCCAUGUCUGCUGAGGUGGGAUCCUGAUUUCAUAGCAAUUUAGAACUGACAUAGUUUUUCACUAUUUAACUAUCAGUACUUGAACCAUUCAAAGAAUUUCACUAUGUUAUUUUCAGUACUUAAACCAUUCAAAGAUUUUUCACUAUUUUACUAUCAGUACUUAGCCAUUCAAAGAUUUUCACUAUGUGAUUGUCAGUACUUCAACCAUUCAAAGAUUUUUCACUAUUUUACUAAGAUUUUCACUAUGCUAUUGUCAAUACUUAAACGAUUCAUUAAUAAAAUGUCCAUCCUUACAUACUAUUUUUACUUUUUUUUCUGUUGGACAGGAAGCCAAGAAUCCAUCAAAAUCUAUUCCCCGCGCCGUCCUGUGUGAGCUGCUUAUUGUUGGCGUGGUGUACAUCGGAGCAGCCAUAGGAAUGUUGUUUCUCAUCCCUUACUAUCUGAUUGACACGCGAUCACCUUUGCCCUCUGCAUUCGAAUACAGCAGUGUGUCCUGGGGAAAAAUCAUUGUCACCGUUGGUCCCAUGUUUGGCAUCACCAAUCUCCAGAUGUUGGGGGUGUACGGUCUGUCUCGGGUCAUGUACAGGAUGGCGAAAGAUGGACUCUUCUUGGAGUGGUUCCUGAAAGUGAACAAAAGGACAGGUGUUCCCCUCAACAGCGUGGUGUGUGUUGGGUUCGUGACAUCGGUCUCUGCCCUGCUCUUUGACUUGUCGUACAUUGUUAAAAUAACUGUGGUCUUGAUGCUGCUCAGCAACCUCUUCAUCGGCUCGGCGCUGAUUAAGCUCAGGAUCACGGAGACCGUUAAAAAGUAUGAGCCCAGAAAGGAACAGGCGCCAGCAAAGAGUCUCAAAACAGAGCGCGACUACUAUGAGAACGAAGUGGUUGUCAGUGAGUACGAGACCUGUGACAGCACGGAAAGCAUUGACGCUGAGACCACAAUAACCGACGGCAACGUAUCCACUGACAACAGCAUCCUUGUGGAUAUCAGUGAUUCCCACAAUGUGGUCAAUGGUCUCUGUUCUGGAGACGGUCCCACAAGAGGAAAUUUUGAAAAUGAAGCAGUUAUCAAAGAAGAGUCUAGUAAGCUGCUAGUUGAUGAGAAGCAAGCAGGAAACCAAGAUGUUGAAGACUUAAAAUUGGGAGUGAGACCUUCGGUUGAAUAUGGGGAUGAUGAAACUGAAGAUGAAACUCUGUUUCAACACCCUUCAUUGGGCGCCGUCGAUCGGGCGUCCCCCACAAGUGAGC
Lymnaea stagnalis (great pond snail) is the source of this 5959-nucleotide messenger RNA. The record is from the annotation of a GenBank genome assembly. NCBI's taxonomy places the organism in Eukaryota, Metazoa, Mollusca, Gastropoda, Lymnaeidae.